Lycium ferocissimum is the source of this 447-nucleotide messenger RNA. Its product is annotated as FCS-Like Zinc finger 15-like. The record is from RefSeq and is a predicted model, not a curated record. The coding region runs from base 65 to 370 and encodes 101 amino acids. The transcript is spliced from 2 exons. NCBI's taxonomy places the organism in Eukaryota, Viridiplantae, Streptophyta, Magnoliopsida, Solanales, Solanaceae.
ACACUGAUGUGUGCGUAUAUAAAUAUUCCCCUCCUUCAGGCAUAGUGGCUAUUCAGAAAGACUUAUGGCAGGUCUAAGUGUAGUACUUGAAGGGUAUGGAGAUAUUGGUGGUACCAAAAGAAGUAUGACUUGUACUACAUCUUCUUCCUCACAUAUAGUUAACAAAGCCAGUGUGACAAUCAAAUCCAUGGCAACUAGUACUUAUGGGUUUCUUGAUUCUUGUUUUCUUUGCAAGCAGAAGCUUUUACCUGGUCAAGAUAUCUUCAUGUACAAGGGUGAUAGGGCAUUUUGUAGCAAGGAGUGCAGAUGCAGGCAGAUUUUUAUGGAUGAACAAGAGACUAUAAAGACAAAGCAAAAAUAUAACAGUUAGUUUUAUCCUCGCAACAUUUUGUUUUGACUAUUGUGUUAUGUUCUUAGAUAAAUACAAAGCACAAUAGAGGGAAAAAA